UUCCAGUUAAACGUGAGCCACUGCAGUGAGGGAAAGUGUUUGUGGAAAAAAAUUAAGAAAGAAGGAUAGAUUAAUUGCCUCCAAAUGGGUGCUAAUGAAUCAAUGGAGGAAAUGAUUGCUAUGGAAAAUUACCAAUGGUAUGCAAAAUUCAUGAAAGAAUGCCCAUCUGGACAACUUACCAUGUAUGAAUGCAAGAAGAUCCUUGGUCUUGAAAAUUCAACUACUCUGGCAAAUAAUUAUGUUGAAAAAGUAUUCAAUAUUUUUGAUACAAAUAAGGAUGGAUUUAUUGACUAUUUGGAGCUUUUAGCUGCUAUAAAUCUGGUGAUACGUGGGAAAAUUGACCAAAAAUUGAAAUGGUAUUUUAAACUUUAUGAUAUUGAUGGGAGCGGAACAAUUGACAAAAAAGAAGUAAUAAGCAUAUUAAUGGCUGUUCAAACCAUCAAUAACAACCAAGACAUGACUCCUGAAGAAUUGACAAGCCUGAUUUUUCAGAAGAUAGAUGUAAACAAUGAUGGGGAACUGAGCUUAGAAGAACUCAUGAAUGGAGUGGAAAAAGAUGAACAUUUCCAGGAAAUUAUUUCAAAGAGCUUUGAGCUCUCCAAUGUACUGAAAAUUAUACAAAGUGAGAGAAGACACAGCAUCUGACGCAUAUUAUAAAUGGCACUUGCGAUAAAAAGAACAAUUCCAGGAAGAAGAAAAAAACUGGGCACACAUUUUUUUUCCUGUCUGACAUAUUAUUGACAGUUUCCCAAAUCCAGAAGUGAGAAAGUCCAAAAUAAAUCUUCACCGUGCUAAGCUAUUGAAAGUAGCUUGACAAUGCCCAAAAGGUUUGUUUUUCUCUCUCCCUGAAACAGAAAUAUUUUCUUUCCUACCCAGAAAGCAUCCUAUUUAACUUUCUGUUCUCAGGCUAAACUAUACUUAGUGUUCCUCAACCUCCUUAGUACAUGUUAAUUUGUGUAAAUGCUACAUUUUUAAAGUCUCUUGCUUUUUUGUUAUCAUCGUAAGCUUUAAAAAUUACAGUUUAGUUUUUUUUCUGUGUUCCUUACAACUGUACUCUGUAUAGUUUUAUUAAAGUGAACCUCUUUUUGAAAUCUCAUUUCCCUGAACUUUCUCAGAAUUCAUUCUUUGUAUUGUGUUGUUUUCUAUUGUAUUGUUUUAUUGUUUGUUGAUAAAUAAAUAUAGAAAAACCCCACUCUGUU
This is a messenger RNA of Crotalus tigris (Tiger rattlesnake), 1199 nucleotides long. It is a transcript of the gene GUCA1C, whose product is annotated as guanylate cyclase activator 1C. The record is from RefSeq and is a predicted model, not a curated record. The transcript is spliced from 5 exons. NCBI's taxonomy places the organism in Eukaryota, Metazoa, Chordata, Lepidosauria, Squamata, Viperidae. The coding region runs from base 85 to 645 and encodes 186 amino acids. Gene Ontology annotation, molecular function: calcium ion binding; calcium sensitive guanylate cyclase activator activity.